Molecule: messenger RNA, 966 nt
Organism: Penicillium argentinense
Lineage: Eukaryota; Fungi; Ascomycota; Eurotiomycetes; Eurotiales; Aspergillaceae
Exons: 3
Coding region: 1-966 (321 amino acids)
Molecular function (GO): oxidoreductase activity, acting on NAD(P)H
Source: RefSeq, a predicted model, not a curated record
AUGGUCACCCACCUCGCCGCCGUCUCCUUAGCAAAAGGCGAGCCCUUCGAGCUCCAGACCCGCCCAACGCCGAAGCCAGGUCCAGGCGAGCUUCUUAUAGAGGUUAAAUCUAUCUCCCUGAACCCGGCAGAUGGCAUCAUGCGUGACCAAGGCCUCUUCAUCCCAGCCUACCCCACGGUCAUCGGGUUUGACAUCGCUGGACUCGUUCUCGAAGCCGGUGACAACGUCCCCAUCCAUCCCACCAAUGGAGGUGGAGGGCAGGGCCCUUGCUUCCAGCCAAGUGUCACCCGUGUAGCCGCCUAUGCCGCCGCCGUUUGGAAAUCCUGUGACCUGGACUAUGGCGCCUUCCCAGGAGCGGUGUCUUGUCUCUUAGCAGCAUUGCUUGCCUCUUCCAGAAGGUAUCUCUUAACAAAAGAAGAGGCUCCCUUGAUUUGGGGCGCCUCCUCAAGCGUUGGCACAAUGGGCGUGCAAAGCGCUCGACUGCUGCGGGAUGAUCAAGGCUCUUCUUUCGUCGCCGUAUAUGCCACGACCCGCGCGGCAAAUCAGAAGUACAUAGCCUCCCUCGGUGCCGACCGUGUCUUCGACUAUAAGGACCCACAGGUGAUAGAUGCAAUUGUUUCAGCAGCUAGAGAGAAUGGCCUCGUGAUUCGGCACUGCUUCCUUACGACGGGGCAACUGGCAUCGUGUCAGGCGGUGCUGAAGGCUUUUGUCGGGGAUGGCCACGGAGGAGAGGAGCUGGAGGCGAAGAUCGGACUGGCACCGCCGUCAAUGGAGGAAGAGGAGUGGUUGGGUCAAUUCCAAUAUUGGCUGGGGUCGUGGCCGCUGGAGAAGCUGGCUAACGGGAUUAUCAGGCCCAAUCCGGAGCCUAAGGCCGUGGGGAAAGGCCCAGGGGCUAUCAAUGAUGGGUUGGAUGAGCUAACCCGGGGCGUAAGCUGUUCGAAGUUGGUGGUUGAGGUUGCGGAGUGA